AUGUCUGGCACGUCGGGUGAAAAAUCGUUCAGAACCUUCCCUGAUGAACUCAUAAUCGAGAGCCUCACUUGGCUUCCAGCCAAAACCCUCCUUCGAUUCCGCUGUGUCUCCAAAUCAUGGCGUUCCGCGAUUUUAACUCCAAAAUUCAUCAAAGCCCACCUCAGGAAUUCUUGCAAGAGGGAUGAUUAUGCUCACCAUCGGGUUAUCUUUCGGUGUGGGACGUCGUAUGGUGAAACCAAGGUGCUCAAUGACGACAUUAGGUAUUUUCCACUCGCCCCUGCCUUGUUUGGUGAUGUCAAUACUCCUAUUGAGUCAACCCCAGUGGAGGAUCCUGUUAUGAAUAGCAGUGAGGGUCGUAUUGUGGGUUCUUCAAAUGGUAUCGUUUGUGUUUGUGUGAGAAAUGAUGUAUUUUUCUGGAACCCUGCGAUUGGUAAGUUUAAGAAAUUGCCUCAAUUUCGUACUUUAUCAAGGAAAUGGGAGCUGUGUCGAGUUAUGUUUGAGUACAACGAGGUUGAUGAUGAUUAUCAAGUGUGUAUUGUUGAUUUUGGGGAGAAAUGGAUUGCUUUGUAUAGUGGAAACACCAACUCUUGGAGGGAGAUUCAGGGGUUUGUCACUGAAUCGGGUCCAUGUUAUUUUUUUGUGCGUGGGAAGCUAUAUUGGGAGAAGGCCGGUGUUUUCCAAGGUGAUCUGGUUGUCUGUUGUUUUCAUCGGACAAGCCAUAUUGAUAUGUGGUUAUGGAAGGAACCGGGGUUGAGGCAAUUUUGUACCAAAGUGCUUUUAGUCCCUAAGUUGAAGGAUCCCAGCCGUAAGAAGUUUUGCGUGCCAAUUUUCAUGUCCAAGGAUGGGAAAAUUCUAUUAAGUACUGGAAGGUCUUGGCUCAUUCUGACCCAAUGA
Oldenlandia corymbosa var. corymbosa is the source of this 894-nucleotide messenger RNA. The record is from the annotation of a GenBank genome assembly. NCBI's taxonomy places the organism in Eukaryota, Viridiplantae, Streptophyta, Magnoliopsida, Gentianales, Rubiaceae.